CCAAUCAGAGCAGCAGUCCGGCGCCGCUCUCCGUGUGGCAGCGGUCAAGCCGUCAACGGAGAAGCGCUCACAAACACUCAUACACUCAUACUCACACACACACACACACACACACAUACUCACUCAUACACACACGCGCGCGCGUCUUCAGCCAUGCAGGCGGGCGAAGACGCGGAGGUCCCCGCACUGAACGACCUGAACAACAACAGCAGCGGGAAACACCGGAGCGGCGCACAGGGCAGGGAUGGCUUUAGGAACCAGCAGAAGGACUCAGAGGGCUCCAUGGAAUCCCCCAACCUUGAGUUUGAAUACGGAGACACAGAUAGCCUGACAGCAGAGCUUUCAGAACUGUACAGUUACACAGAGGAGCCGGAGUUCAGUCUGAACAGAGACUACUUUGAAGAAGACUUCAGGAGUCACGUGAAGGGCAGGAGAUGGGUGGACCUGAAUGUUGAUGAGCAGAGGGCGUAUGUCAUGAGGCUGCUGGACGCUCUGGAGGUCACAGACAGAGAAAAGAGACUCAAAGUGGCUCGCGCUAUUCUCUACCUGGCUCAGGGUGUAUUUGAUGAGUGUGAUUUAGAAGCAGACGUCCUCCACUGGUCUCGCCACAAUGUCUUCCUGCUCUAUGAUAUGGGCAUCUUCACAGCUCUGCUGGAGCUCCUCAGCAUGGAGAUCGAUAAUAACCAGGCAUGUAGCAGCGCUGUCAGGAAACCUGCCAUAUCGCUGGCAGACAGCACAGAACUCAGGGUUUUGUUGAGCAUCAUGUAUCUGAUGGUGGAGACGAUCCGUGUGGAAAUGGAAGAUGAUAAGCCUGAGUGGCGGACGGCCCGAGAGGCCUUCAAAACCGAGCUGGGUUCUCCACUCUACAACGGAGAACCCUUCGCCCUGCUGCUCUUCACCAUGGUCACCAAGUUCUGCAGCAUGAGCGCCCCCCAUUUCCCCAUGAAGAAAGUGCUGCUGCUGCUGUGGAAGACUGUGCUGUUCACCCUGGGAGGUUUUGAAGAGCUGCAGCAGAUGAAGGUUCGGGGCAGAGAGAAGCUGAAGCUGCCCCCUCUCCCAGAGGACAGUAUAAAGGUGGUCCGAAGCAUGAGGGCCGCUUCACCUCCAGCCUCCGCCAUGGAGCUCAUCGAACAGCAGCAGCAGCAGAAGAGAGGACGCCGGAGCCGCAGGAGUGCCUUUGUUGAUAGCUUGGAAGGAGACAGUCCCUUUGCCAAGAAGCAGCCUCUGGUCAAGCAGGACAGCCUGGACACCUAUAACGAGCGCGACCCCUUUAAGAACGAUGACGCUCGGGAUGAGGAAGAUGACGGUGAGGACGUGGACAGCGGCAUCGAGGGCGAGGUGGACCCCCUGGACCGUGAUGUCAUUAUCCAGCCACCUCCCCCUCCACCCCCACUGCGGCCCCCUACUGACAGAGUGUCCUUUCCUAAAGGGCUGCCGUGGGCUCCUAAAGUCAGAGAGAAAGACAUUGAGCAUUUUCUGGAGACCAGCAGGAACAAGUUCAUUGGUUUUACCCUGGGCAAUGAUACAGAAACCCUGGUUGGGCUACCUAGACCAAUCCACGAGAGUGUGAAGACUCUAAAACAGCACAAGUACGUCUCCAUCGCUGAGGUUCAGAUCAAACGAGAGGAGGAGCUGCAGCAGUGCCCUAUGACCAUGGGAGAUGAAGAAGUGGAAGAGACCCCUGCAGAAAUCUUAUAUGUGGGGAUGCUCCCUAGUCUUUCUCAGUAUGUGAUUGCACUUUUAAAGCUUCUUCUGGCUGCAGCUCCGACCUCCAAGGCCAAGACUGACUCCAUCAACAUCCUUGCUGAUGUUCUUCCUGAGGACAUGCCGAUCACAGUUCUCCAGAGCAUGAAGCUGGGCAUUGAUGUGAACAGACACAAGGAGAUAAUAGUGAAGGCCAUCUCGGCUCUGCUGCUGCUGCUGCUCAAGCAUUUCAAACUCAACCAUAUCUACCAGUUUGAGUAUGUGUCACAGCAUCUGGUGUUUGCCAACUGCAUCCCCCUCAUCCUCAAGUUCUUCAACCAGAACAUCAUGUCCUAUAUUAGUGCCAAAAACAGUAUCUGUGUGCUGGAUUUCCCUCACUGUGUGGUCCAUGAGAUGCCUGAGCUAACUGCUGAAAGCCUGGAAGCUGGAGACAAUAAUCAGUUCUGUUGGCGGAAUCUGUUCUCCUGCAUCAACCUUCUGCGAAUUCUCAACAAACUCACUAAAUGGAAGCACUCCAGAACUAUGAUGCUGGUGGUGUUUAAGUCUGCACCUAUCCUGAAGAGGGCACUGAAAGUCAAGCAGGCCAUGAUGCAGCUCUAUGUUCUCAAACUCCUCAAGAUUCAGACCAAGUACCUCGGCCGCCAGUGGAGGAAGAGCAACAUGAAGACCAUGUCGGCCAUCUACCAGAAGGUCCGCCAUCGGCUUAAUGAUGACUGGGCCUACGGAAACGAUAUCGAUGCUCGGCCGUGGGAUUUCCAGGCGGAGGAGUGUGCCCUGCGGGAGAGCAUCGAGAAGUUUAACACACGGCGCUACGACAAGAACCAGAACAGCGAGUUUGCACCGGUGGAUAACUGCCUGCAGAGCGUGCUGGGUCAGCGGGUGGAGCUGCCCGAGGACUUCCACUACAGCUAUGAGAUGUGGCUGGAGAGAGAGGUGUUCUCACAGCCCAUCCAGUGGGAGGGUCUGCUCGAGGCCCAGUGAUGCUGCCGCUGGGGGAAAAGGACGUUUUAACCCAAAAUAGACUUAAACUUAAACAACACACUGUGGGCUCAUGAGCAUCCCACCUGCACACAAACACACACACACACACACAAGCAUGCAGACAGAGCACCUGUGCCACCUGUAUUCUUCCUGUAAAUGAAUGCUUGUAAAUAGAGAUAUGUUCAAAUACAGUGUAUGGGCUUUACAUGGUAACCUAUUUUACUGGUAAUUGAUGAUUGAUUAAUAAGAGCACAUGAGAAUGGGCAUGAUGCAUUCUGCACAAAAAAGAAAAACAAUCCAUACAGUAUUCUUAAAACGUUAGAGACCACCCUUCUUUUCUUUCCCUUACACAGUAGGUUACACAAUUUUUUUACACACGUUAUUUUCAAGGCUUUUUUUUUACCUCCAGUUUACCCAAAGAUCAAUUUUAUAGGCUGUUCCAGAGCAAUAUGCAACGUUUUUUAGUGUUGCUGCGGUGGACCAAUCUAGUCGUAGGAUUCUUGCCCAUUGACUUUUAUUGAUGUAGAGCAGUGUAGUCACCCAGACUGGGAAUUGAACCCCAGUCUUCCUUAUGAUGUGGUAGCUCACUGGCAGGUAGUGGUGUUAUCCACUGUGGUGUUAUCCACUGCACCUCACCAACCAAGUAUUUCUAAACACCUGUUUAUAUAUCAUAUCUGAAACCCACAUAAAAAAAACUAUGUUUAAUAUUUGUUUUGACUGAAAAUUAAAAAAACGAAGGGUGGUCUCUGACUUUGACAUUGUACUGUAUGUCCUAUUAACACUUCUAUUGUUCAUGAUCAUACGAGAAACAUACGCUGCCUGUUCACAGUUUGGGACACUGCCUUCUUUAAAAUGCUUAUUUAAAACAUUAUGGAAAAUGCUUUAAAAAUCCUUUUAUUUCAUUGCAGACAACCUGUGAAUGCAUGAUGUUUUUUUUUAAUCUGAUUAAAUUAAAUUCGUUUUUUUUUUUAAAACAUCCAUUCCUGUAAAAAACCCCAUAUGCAAUUUCAAUUCUGCACUCAGAGGCAACCUGGAUAGACCGUCACACACUGUAAAUGUGUGUUGUGUCAAGACAAAUCUGUAUUUUUUUAAGAAAUGGGUGCUUCUGACUGUUAUCAGCAACAAAUCCAUAAGUCAGUGUCUGUUAUGGUAUGGGGUUGUGUCCUUACACUUCUGUGAUGCAGUAUUUAAACAGAAAAUUCCUUUAGAAUUAAUUUUUUUCCGGCAUGUCCAGUACAAAGCCACAUGCUGCACACAUUAUAAAGACAUGGCUACAGAGGACAAGUGUAUAGGUAAUGCACUGGCCUGCCUGCCUGCCCUGUUGACCUGUCCGAUCUACACUUUUGACAUUUAAUUUUGCACAUCUUAGCUGGAAGAACGGGACAAAAUAACACCUGAAACACUUAAACGCUUAGUAUUCCAGUCCCACAAUUUCUAAUGAUGUUGUGAAAAGAAAUGGCCAUUUUGUGAUGUGUUGCAGGCCUGAAAUACAGGAAUGGAUGACUAUUUAUACAGCCCUGGAAAAAAAUAAGAGACCACUUGAAAAGUUAGGUUUUUUUUUUAUUUUACUAAAUUGAAAACCUCUGAAAUAUAAUCAAAAGAGAGAUGCAUGAUCACAAACCAUCAAAUCAAGCACCAGGAGUGGCAUGAAGUUAUCCAAAAGCAGUGUGUAAGACUGGAGAAGGAGAACAUGCCAAAAUGCAUGAAAAGUGUGAUUAAAAACCAGGUUUAUUCCACCAAAUAUUGAUUUCUAAACUCUUAAAACUUUGCAUUAUUUGAGGUCUGAAAGCUCUGCCUCUUUUUUGCCAUUUCAUUUUCAUGUUAAUUUUUUUCCCGGAGCUGUAAAUGAAAUGAAGUUGACUAGGUAAAACAAAACAUAAAAUACAUUUGGUUUAUACUGUUUGCAUUACAAUAAAGGUCGAGGUAAAUAUAAGAAACACUGUGUCUAACAGGGUAACAGGCUGCAUUUUCCAUACUGUGCAAAAUGUAUUUUUGGGUUUAACAUUCACAUUAAUGCUCAACAAAGCAGCUUUCUUGGUUUCUAGAGUAAAUUAUAAAUAGUGAAUAAUCAUAUGUGGAAUAAUACUGUUACAGACAUUAAAAAACGUUAUAUUUACUUAGACAGUUUAUGCUUAUUUAUAUUACAAACACUGUGAAGAGACAAAAGAUGGCUGUCCCCAGAUGUUUGACAGGCAGUGUAUCUUUCAUGUCCUCACUGACGGAUAAGAACCUUGUAUCUUCAGUUUUGUCAUAUUUCCUCUUUUUGGCAUAAUAUGAAUCUGUUGUUAGUUGUUCUUUAAAUUGUAUUGCGUUUUCAGCAAAAUGGCUUCAAUUUUUAAAAUCUUCUUACAUUGAACUCCUUUUCUUUUUUAUGUGAAGAUACACCGUUCUUUUUUUUUUAGAUUCAAGGUUUUUGUCUAAUAGCGUUGAUAUGUUUGUAUUGUACAGAAAUGCACACUCAGAUACUCUAUAAGUAUUAUAAGUGAGUUCUAUUGAAAAGAGUGAAGGGAUUUAUUUAUUUAUCUUGAUCUCUCUCAGUCUGGAACUGCUGGUAGAACCUUUAUUUUUGAUGCAGAUAAAAAUGGUUAAAUAGAGUGGUAAAAAAAAAGCAUGUCUGGACUUUGUGUCCCGUUUGUCGUGCUUGUCAUGUCCAUGCAGAAAUGGCAGCUAUAAGCGUAGCUCAGAUGUCCGCAGGACCGGCAGAACUGGUCUUUAAAGAUUCCUCUCAGAGAGCUGCUGUCUCUGGUUAAACGGACGAGGUCUGUGGUGGAAAUGUCCCUGAGAAAGCAGUUAACUCACGCUUCUCUCUGUCUCUCAGACGUCGAGCGCUUGCUCCCACUUUGAGCCCCCAAACAGCACACAAACACGCACACACACACAUUCAAACACACGCGCAAAAGUGUCCUUGGUGAAUAAGAUCACCCUCCUCACAGCUAACAGAGUUCUGACACAUUGGUGCUGAUUCUAACACGUUUUUUUUUUCUUUAUCUCUCUCACCCUGGUCUUGUCUCUCUCAAUCUCUCCUAUUCUCAUAUUCUCCUAUCUCUCUCUGUUGCUCUCACACUUUUUUUUCUCUCUUACUCUAUUGCUCUUUCCCCUCUCGCUCCUGGUCCCUCCUCUCGCUUUCAUUUUCUCUUACACCACCAGUCUUUCCCUCUCUGUCCCUCUUUUUCUCUCUCUUUGUCUUUCUCAGUCUCUCAGUCUUUCACUCUCUUGCUUCUGGGCUCUUCUCUCUCUUUCUCACACUCAUUUGAUUUUCCUCUUUUUCUCUUUCUCAAUCUAUAUUCCACUCUCUCACUUUCUGUCUCUUUCUCUCCCUCUCCCAUUCUCUGUUGCUCUCUCAUUCAUCUUCUUUAUCUCACUAUCGAACCUUUUCCCUCCAUGUUCAGGGUUUUAAUAAAGAAAUAAACUGAAGGUGCUUGUGUUUAAUAGCCUCCCAACCACACAGCUAACUGUAGACCCCCAAACGCCACGAUCAGCCCCUUUUAUAAGCACACUGAUUGACUGUACAGAGUGUUGGAGUAUAUGAGUGUUUAUUGGAGGUGAAUUGUGUGUGGAACUGAUGUGUUUGUAAGAAGCUGCAGAGAGAAGUAUUUCACCGGCUGCGGUUUUUAUUUCUCGGUUCUGUUCUGGUGUCUCUGUUUCAGAAUUAAAGUCACAUCUUAAGAUA
Molecule: messenger RNA, 6355 nt
Organism: Astyanax mexicanus (Mexican tetra)
Lineage: Eukaryota; Metazoa; Chordata; Actinopteri; Characiformes; Acestrorhamphidae
Gene: strip2
Product: striatin interacting protein 2
Exons: 22
Coding region: 154-2685 (843 amino acids)
Biological process (GO): cytoskeleton organization
Cellular component (GO): cytosol
Source: RefSeq, a predicted model, not a curated record